This is a messenger RNA of Ruditapes philippinarum (Manila clam), 1613 nucleotides long. RefSeq lists its product as uncharacterized. Lineage: Eukaryota; Metazoa; Mollusca; Bivalvia; Venerida; Veneridae. The coding region runs from base 250 to 813 and encodes 187 amino acids. The record is from RefSeq and is a predicted model, not a curated record. The transcript is spliced from 3 exons.
UGUCCAACCAAGAAGAGACAGAUACCAGAGUAGUUUUGUACAUGCACUACGCAUCAACGAUUGGCUACCAGUCAGCUAUUGUGCGUACACCCGACUCUGACUUAUUCUUCAUUACCUUGUUCCAUGCACAGUCUGUACCACUGACAGUUUAUCUCGACGUUGGUACAGGAAAACAGAGACAGGUGGUGAAUAUUAGUGAGCUGGCAGACUCACAAGGUGCUGAAUACAGUGAGACUCUACUAGGACUGCAUGUGUUCACCGGUGAAGAUGUCACAAGUGCAUUUAAGGGCAAGGGAAAGGUCACACCGCUCAGAAAGCUGCAGAGUAAUCCUAAAAUACCACAAAACAUUCAGGAUGCUGGGUGAUACUUGGACAGUUGAAGAAGAUGUUAUGCAGAUGUUAGAAGCGUUUGUCUGUGUGAUGUAUGGGUGUCCAAGGGAGAGGUCUGUGAACACAUGUAGGGCAGUUCUUUUGAAGAAAAUGGUAGGAGACGACGAACAGCUGACCAUGAAGUCAAAGGUGGAAUUAUCCAAACUGCCACCUUGCCAGGAUAAUUUAUGCCAACACAUCAGAAGAGUCAACCAUCGUCUCGGCAUCUUGAAAAAUGCUCAUACACCAGUGAUAGAACAUCCGGAACCACAUGAUGAAGGGCAAGGGUGGACCAAAAAGAACGAAGUGUUAGAACCAUUGUGGGCUGAGGGUCCCAUUCUUCCACCAACGUUAGUUGACCUAGUCGAAAAUGUUCAAGCAGAGAUGGAAGAAGAAGAUGAUGAUGGUUGUCUAGAAAUUUCAGUGUCAGAUGAUGAUGAGUGACAUUCAGUAACCGUAAACUUUUGUGGGAGAUUAGUUAUGUAGUGAGAUGAUUGGUGAUAGUUAUACUUCCAAUUGAGUUGAUUGUGUUUUUAUAAAUCUGUGGAUUUGUAUUUAUUGUCUGUCUUUUCAGACGAAUGAAUAUAGCUGUCAUAAUCAGAAUGUAUGGCACGUUAAUGAAUUCUUUGUUUCUACUCAGUGUAUUUGUAAGAUAUUGUGUUAUGCUGAGUCAACAUCUUACUGAUAUUAAUUACUAUAGUUAUAAUCCGAACGUUUCAGAAAUAGAUUUUGAUCCCCAUGAAUGUAAUUAUAUAAUGCAACUGAGGGUAUUUUCUAUUAUUUUUUUACAAUGUGUCAACAUUACAUUUAAUUAUUAAAAAGUUCACGUAAAUUGAUAAGUUCCUAAAUCCUCACAAAACGAAAUGAGGAAAAUGUAGUUUGUAUAAUAUCCCUCGCACUAUUAAUACUAAAGUAUACAAACAUGUUAACUAAUGGUCAAAAGCAUCAUUGUGAAUUGUUCGAGAAUAACUGUGUAUCUAUGUAUUUAUUUCAUUGGUGAUUAUUGCCCCACCCACUUUUAGAGAUGGGCAUUGUGAACAGUUAAAUGUGACAUAUUCUGUUGUUUUAAGAAUGUCUUAAGAAUGUCUUUUCUUCAUUUUAUUGUUGUAUGUUCACAUUGGACGAUAUAUGGAAGAACAUUUUGAGAGUUACGGUAAAUUAAGAAAUAAGUCGUUCCCGCGAUUAAGAGACAUUUACCAUAAAAAUGUGUUUUUGCCAAUUUUGCUGCAAAACGUUAACCUUAA